Cylas formicarius (sweet potato weevil) is the source of this 692-nucleotide messenger RNA. Its product is annotated as phosphatidylethanolamine-binding protein homolog F40A3.3-like. The coding region runs from base 91 to 621 and encodes 176 amino acids. The record is from RefSeq and is a predicted model, not a curated record. The transcript has 4 exons. Lineage: Eukaryota; Metazoa; Arthropoda; Insecta; Coleoptera; Brentidae.
UUUUGCUCCAGAUAAGUAAAUGUUUAUAAAUUGAGUGUCGCGUAAAAAAUUUAACAUUUCGCGCGUUCCGUCAACUGUAAGCGUGCCGCCAUGGAAAAGCACCGGGUCGUGCCAGACGUCGUCGAAGUUGUCCCCGACCAAAUUCUGGAGAUCAAAUACCCCAGCGGCGUGUCGGUCAACCUUGGCAACGAGUUAACCCCGACCCAAGUCAAAGAUGUACCGAGCGUUUCGUGGAAAGCGGACCCGAACGCAUACUACACGUUGAUUUUUACAGAUCCCGACAACAGGCAUCGUGACGUUCCGUACCAGGAAUGGCACCAUUGGCUUGUCGUCAACAUUCCCGGCAACAGUGUUGCCAAGGGCGAGGUCCUGUCCGCCUAUAUCGGAUCCGGACCACCUCAAGGGACUGGUGUCCAUAGAUAUGUCUUCCUCGUCUACAAACAACCAGGCAAAUUGAAAUUCGACGAACCAGUACUCGGAAGGUCGGUGGAAAAACGUGGAAAUUUUUUCGCUACAAAAUUCGCAAACAAGUACAAGCUGGGCCAACCGGUUGCUGGCAAUUUCUACCUCGCCCAGUUCGAUAGCUACGUGCCGCAAUUGUACAAGGAGCUCGGAGCCUAAGCUUUCGAUUCCGAGAGGAUUUUGCAUCUAACGUGACGUAUUUGUUUCCAUCAAUAAAUCCUUACCAAUAA